Molecule: messenger RNA, 589 nt
Organism: Eruca vesicaria subsp. sativa (arugula)
Lineage: Eukaryota; Viridiplantae; Streptophyta; Magnoliopsida; Brassicales; Brassicaceae
Source: the annotation of a GenBank genome assembly
CCCGAGCAGAAGAAACGAAACGACCAACCCUAAGAGAGACGACGCGAAUCAUGACGGCGAAAAAUACUAGAUCCGUGAUCGCGCUGGUGGAUAAAUAUACCUCUGGAGUCGUAUGGAUAUCUUUUGGAUAUCUUGCUUACUGCAUCAGUGCUGUGGCUAGGCUGCGGCCAAAAAUGUCGGAGUUGGAUAGAGCUAUAAAGGAGAAAGCUGAGUUGCUCCAGAACCUCAAGGGAAGAAAUUAGUGUGUUUGUUAAAAAUAAUAGAUCUAUGGUUUGUGUUCAAAAAAAUAGAGCUGAGUUGGAUAGAGCUCUAAAGGAGAAAGCUGAGUUGCUCCAGAACCUCAAGGGAAGAAAUUAGUGUAUUUGUUAAAAAUAAUAGAUCUAUGGUUUGUGUUCAAAAAAAUAUUAUCUGUUCUGGGUAUAUGACUCCUUCCCCUUCGUGUAUAUAUAUGUAUUGCUUUCUGUUUUAUUUUCCAGUCCGUUAAAAGACAUCUAUGUUUGUCUUGGAUUUUAAGCUCUCGUUUUGAUUUAUAAUAAUACUAUGACCUCUUGGACUUGACAAUGGCAAUGACAAUUCCAUUGGCCCUUUC